CUUAAAUAAAAUAUAUCUUUUUUCGUAGCAUAAAUUGAACGCAACAUGUUUACUUGGAGCCGGCUAGCUAAGCGAUAGAUCAGGUUCUCCAUCGUGAAGGCAGCAAAGCUUUAGCUUUUGGCUAACCUGCUUGUCUGGAAGAUGAGAACAAGAAGUUCUGUUCGUGUUCAGACUCUAUCCGUCUUUUUUUAAGGAUGUUUCGAAAUUCCCAAGUCCAGAGGAGCUGGACGUGCUCCAUCAGACCUCUGCUGCUGAGAGAACCCCCCCUUUUCUCCCUCUCUGAGCAAACAGCUUACAGACAUCUUGGGGUGAGACAAGUGGAGGACAGGAGGGAUCAGGAGAAAGGAGGAAAAAGUACAGAUGAUGGGUCGUCGUUAUCCGACCGGACUUCUCACUCCUCAACCCGGCUGCCUUCACUUAGUCCCUCUUUAAGUCUUCAUCUGCUCCCCCCUAAACACCACCGUUUUAACCCCGUAAGCUUUGUCUGGGAACGUUUCAUCAGGAGGACUUCUUUCCAGGGCCGGAAACAGUUUUUGAGCCUCAGCCACCUUUUGCUCGGUUGCAUUCAUAAUGCCGGGUUCAAUAUUUCACAAUUCCAUCCGCGUCCCGGACAGGAAGCUGCUUUCAGUUCUAAAGCCAGUCUGUGGAUUUUAGGCCAGCUCCAAAGCAAAGCACAAGCUCUCGAUUUCCACCCAACCAGAGCCGUGCACCAUGCUGCCCCCCCACGCACCUGGACAGACUGUCUGUCUCCAGACAACGAAAGCCGCUGUCGACAGAACCUGCAGCCCAACUGGGAUCUCUACGACACCAGCAAGGUGGGAAAAGGCCCCAGACGGGAGAAGAACCCCGAUAGGUGGGCCUCCAUCCUGGUGGCGCUGUGCUGCAGCGGCGGACAGCCGUCUGUCCUCUUCACUCUGCGCUCCUGCACGUUGAAGGGCAGACACAAAGGAGACGUCAGCUUUGCAGGAGGAAAGAGCGAUCCGUCAGACAGAGACGUGGUGGCCACGGCGCUCCGGGAAGCCCGAGAGGAGCUCGGCAUAAAGGUUCCCAGAGAAAAGGUUUGGGGGAUAUUGAAGCCUUUAAGAGACGCGUCUGGGAUGAUGAUUGUGCCGGUGCUGGCUAACCUGGGGCCUCUGGAGGAGCUGACCUUUAAGCCAAAUCCAGAAGAGGUGGAUGAGAUCUUCACCUUGUCCUUGUCGCACCUGUGCGACCCCCAGAACCGCGGCUACACACACUUCCGCACAGGUGACAAGUAUGGAUACACGCUCCCCGUGUUCCGUAACGGGAAGCAUCGCGUGUGGGGUCUGACCGCCGUCGCCUUGGACCACACCUUAAAACUCAUCGUACCGUGACGGCGUUAACACAAAGACGUGUAGAUCACAGAGGGGCUCCUGACACGCCUGUGCACUUUUGCUUUGUGUAGCUACGUUAUCUAAAUGAAGACAAAGUAUGUUGACUCUUCAAGACAAAGUGUGAAAUCCCUGAUCUUCUGGUGCUUAACAACCUCUAUUGAUAAGGAUCCUGAGGUUUAUGGCCAAAUCUGAUCUUUUCUUGAUAUUUCUCAUUUUAUUUUUUCCUUUUGCUCUGAAAACAAAAAAAUAAAGUGACAGAGGCAGUUUUUGAACAUACCUCUCAAGGUUUUUACAAGUCCAGUUCCUCACAUCCUGAUCAUGUUUCUAAGUGAAAUGAAUGAUCUUGAGUUCCUGAAGGCAUCUGUGCAUCAAGUUACACACCUAGCUAAGCUCACGAAUGUAAGUGUAAUCAUGAUUUAAUGAAAACUGAUGUAAACACUGAAGUCAAAAGGCCCAUAAUGAUGCCGAACCAUUAUUUUAUUUUUCCAGUGUUUUGGCUCCUCUUACAG
Messenger RNA from Oryzias latipes (Japanese medaka), 1861 nucleotides. It is a transcript of the gene nudt8, whose product is annotated as nudix hydrolase 8. NCBI's taxonomy places the organism in Eukaryota, Metazoa, Chordata, Actinopteri, Beloniformes, Adrianichthyidae. The record is from RefSeq and is a predicted model, not a curated record. Gene Ontology annotation, molecular function: coenzyme A diphosphatase activity.